Messenger RNA from Chanos chanos (milkfish), 1236 nucleotides. RefSeq names its product synthesis of cytochrome C oxidase 1 (gene sco1). Gene Ontology annotation, molecular function: copper chaperone activity; copper ion binding. Gene Ontology annotation, biological process: mitochondrial respiratory chain complex IV assembly; intracellular copper ion homeostasis. Gene Ontology annotation, cellular component: mitochondrial inner membrane. The coding region runs from base 28 to 966 and encodes 312 amino acids. The transcript is spliced from 7 exons. Lineage: Eukaryota; Metazoa; Chordata; Actinopteri; Gonorynchiformes; Chanidae. The record is from RefSeq and is a predicted model, not a curated record.
UCAAGUUGCCUAACUAAUUGUUAUAUCAUGGCUCUGCGAUUAACAACGUUACUGAGUCAAAGGCUGAGAUGUCAGAUGGUCAACUCAGUCCCCCUCAGUAAAAGAUACACUACGCGUAGUUUCUGCAACGUCGCCCGUCACCUUUCACAAGGAAGAACUCUGCUCACACACACAGAUGUGCCACACAGGAGAGUGCAGCGACAGUUGAGCCUUAUAAAUACGUGCAGAAGGACACGAUGUGCGUCACUAAAUGCAACCGUGAGAUCAUUUGCUUCCAUGCCCCCACCGCCCUCCUCUGGAAGGGACAGCCCAAACCAGAAGCGCGGACCAGUAACAUGGAAGUCGCUUGCAAUCACAUUUUCCAUUGGAGGUGGUCUUCUUCUGGCAAUGAAAUACUUCAAGAAAGAAAAAGAGGAUUCCAUUGAACGAGAGAGGACCAAGUCAAUUGGAAAACCAUCACUUGGUGGUCCAUUUUCCCUUGUUGACCACAACAAUAAACCAGUCAAAAGUGAAGAUUUCCUCGGCCAGUGGAUCCUCAUCUAUUUUGGGUUCACACAUUGUCCAGAUAUUUGUCCUGAUGAGCUGGAGAAAAUGAUAGAGGUCGUAGAUGAAAUCGACAGGAUAAAGUCUCUCCCAGACUUAACCCCCAUUCUCAUCACUAUUGAUCCUGACAGGGAUACUCCAGAGGCCAUGGCAGCAUAUGUGAAAGAAUUUUCCCCUAAAUUGAUUGGCUUAACGGGCACCACCGCUCAGGUCGACGAAGUUUCCAGAGCCUACAGAGUGUACUACAGCCAAGGCCCCAAAGACGAAGACAACGACUACAUUGUUGAUCACACUAUCAUAAUGUACCUGGUGGGUCCAGAUGGAGAAUUUGUGGAGUAUUAUGGACAGAACAAGAAAGCGUCAGAGAUCUCCUCCUCCAUUGCCUCAUACAUGAGAAAGUACCGGCAGACGAAGAAGACAUAGGAUAAAGCAUGACCAGCUCCCUAUCCUUAAAACACACACUUCUGUGUGCCUUCUACCCUGGUUUCAUUUUUGCACAGUAUGUCAUGGACUACUGAUAAAACACACUUCACUUCUUAGAAAGAUGGAAAUGUUAUGAGAGCGACUUAAAAGAGGAAAGAACCUGGCAACAUUCCUCAUUAUCAAACAUGAAUGGAGUGUUGGGGAAAACUUAAAAAUCAGGAUAUUGUGCCGUUUGCAAAAUAUUUGAUAAGUUGCUCGAUAUGGAGUGCU